Cynoglossus semilaevis (tongue sole) is the source of this 2781-nucleotide messenger RNA. Its product is annotated as ornithine decarboxylase antizyme 2-like. The record is from RefSeq and is a predicted model, not a curated record. Gene Ontology annotation, cellular component: nucleus; cytoplasm. Gene Ontology annotation, biological process: positive regulation of protein catabolic process. NCBI's taxonomy places the organism in Eukaryota, Metazoa, Chordata, Actinopteri, Pleuronectiformes, Cynoglossidae. Gene Ontology annotation, molecular function: ornithine decarboxylase inhibitor activity.
CUGUCUUGCGGAUAGCAACAUUACUGUUGAGUGUGUUUGUGUAUCCUGCACGUACCGGUGGGACGUAGAGAACCUGCAACGAAUAAAUCCCGACCAGGAUUUUGGUUCUUGUCUAGUCACGAAUGGUGAACUUGUCUGUGGAGUUUCUGUUAAAUAGUAGUUGUUUUGGCUGUAAAAAACCGCACAAAGAGCCUUGUAUCCUCGAAGCUAUCAUGCUGAACACCGAGGAAAGCUCCUGGUUAGCCGGCUCUCGACUGCCAUGCUCUAACCCUCGGGCUCCAGGGCCUCUGUGGUGUUCCGAUGCCCCUCACCCACAACUGAAGAUCCCGAGUGGGCGAGGGACUGUCAGGGAUCACUCUUUCGUCGUGCUACUACACAAGGAUGAAAGGUUAACAGUGACGCAGGACUCUGCAGCCAGUGGGAACACCUCUCUUCUGCACUUUCACUAUCAGCUGACUGAGCGCCGCUCGGCCUCCUGGGAUACAGCUUUAUCAGGGGAAUUUCUGGAGUUUCCUGCUGGAGUUCUCGUUGAAGGGAGCAAAGAAGGGCUGACUGCUCUGCUGGAGUUUGCAGAAGAGAAGCUCAAAGUUAACCAGGUCUUUUUGUGGUUCCAGAAAAACAGAGAGGAUCGAAUGUCCAUCAUCAGGACCUUCCACUACAUGGGCUUUGAGAUGGUGAAGCCAGGUGACCCCAUGGUACCAGCCCGGCCCGAUCUGGCCUUCAUGGUUUACUCUCUGGACAACAGCAGCUCAGAUGAGGAGUGACUCCUACAUCAUCCACGCCCUGACAGCCUCAACACCCUCCCCCUCUUUUCUACAUACACGUUCACACUCCGGACACUUGCCCCUGCACCACCGCACCUCACCACCAAAAUAUCUCAAAAACUGAAGGUGUCAUCUUUUCUUCCUCUUUCACAAACUCGUGGUUUUCAAUGAGGUUUUUUUGGGAGUGGUAUCAGUUCCAUGUGACACAAACACCUUUGCCCCUCCCUCCUCUGUCUCUCUUCCCCCGUGAAUAACUGCUGAUUGGUGAUUGGAGGAGGCUGGUGGAGGUUGUCACAUGCAUUGUGGGAUUUAAUUUUUUUUUUUUUUAUUGUUUGGUGUAUUUUGUGACACUUUUACUUCCUCAGUUAGACAGUCAAAGUAAGCUAGUGUUUGGCAUAAAACAGUCACUGUAUUUCUGCUCACUGCUUCUCCCCUUUUUGUUGAAAAUAUAAAAACGUUGGUUUGUUUGUCUGAUGUAAACCACGCAGAUUGUAACAUUAGGGAUAAGAACUGUUUUUUUGGAGGAGUCUUGGUAUAAACACUGAAAACCUUUGUUUAGGAUUAUUACAUGGCAGUAAAGGCCUGAUCUGUUACUGAUAAAUAUUCACACUUAUUCACACAUUUUCCUGAAAUACAUCACAUCAUUCCAGCACAUCGCUAAACUUUUACACUCAUAACCAUGUAGCCACGAAUGGAGGAACUUUGCUUAAGUGUGUGUGUGUGGGGGGGGAGAGAGUGAAACACCUACGUAGUAUUUGUGCAGUAUUUUAUUUCAUACAAAACACAUUGCAGAGUUUUUUUCCCCCCCAGAUUUUAAGCUGAACAAUUGUUGUUUAAAAACUCCACUUAUCAAUGAGUUCAACUAAAACCUACAGGAUAACGUUUGAUUCUAAUCCAGCUUCAGCCCAACAGCAUCAUGGAGAUGAGCAUCAAAUCAAAAAUGAAGUUUUGUCAUGAACUCCAAAAAGUGCAGUAAUACUAUACUAUGAUGCAACUCCUCCAUUAGGAGCUUGGUUUCAGUCCAUUGUGCUUUAUCACCUGAUUACUUCCUAACAUAAUGUAACUGGGGAAAAUAACAUCCUGUAGCCUCGCAGUUACAGGAUCAAGCUUGUGGUCAUGGGAUUGAUGAGGGUUUGAAUUCUAAUUGAGACCAUUAAAUAGUUUACUGAAAUGAUUUUCCACCUGUAACAACAGUACAUUGAUUUAUUUAUUUUUUUUUGUAAAUUUGGUUGAAAAUUGUGAAAAUAUUUGGUUAUCGGUUUAUCAUUUUAAAAAAAAAAUCUGGCUUGUGAUCAGAGUUGACAUUUACUACUUUGCUGUAAUGUAUUUUCUGAAAGUUUGAUGUUUAUCUCUGUGACGAGACACCAGCUGUGGGUAGAAGAUACUGCAGGAUCCUGCAGCUGCUUUCUGUGCCUAAAAAGAGAAACGUGCAAUGUAAAUUUUUUUUUUUUGCUUUUAAGUCUUAUUGGAAAGAAAUUAGUUCAUAAGUCACUUUUCAUCCCAUGCAGAUUCAGACUGUCCUGCGAGUGCAACCUUCAAGGUGAUGAAUCUUUUACAGUAUGCAAUUUAGAAAUCUUUAGUUUAUUUUCUCCUUGAAGUUUGGUGGCUGGUAGUUCACAGCAGUUAAACGCCAAAGAAUUCCCUGUGUCUGCUGUGGGGUGUAAAUGAUAUUAUUUACGGACGAAUCGAAAUCCAGUGUGGUAUGUAAAGCAAUACUAACCGACAUUCCCCAUGCCUGUCCUGUGGUUCACGUGAGGGUGGACAGUUUAUGUUGCAGUUGGAACGGGGGAGGGCCUUACUUACUUCUCUCUCAGUGCUACCGAUCGAUCCCUGACUGUAAGCUCUCGUAGGAAAAUGUCAACAUUUGAUUUUACUCAGAGGUAUAUUUUUAUGUAUGUAUAAUGUGUAAUGUAAUAGCUACAGGAUUUGUGUUUAGUUUUUGGUGGUUUUGGUUCCUACUGAAUGACAAUCCACUCUUGUAUACAAACUGGGGUGAAUAAAAGUUGAUAACCAUGUA